CUCUGUGAUUGGCUGCUGCUCACAGAGCUCUCUCCUCAUUGGCUGCCCUGUCACUGCGAGUUUCCGGAAGACGUGGCGGCUCCUCUGCAUCUCCCGACUGGAUCCCAACUCAGACACCGAGAGCGGAGACCCAACCGGAGAGCGAGACCGAGAGCGAGAGCCAGGAAACCGGCCGCACCGCCAGCACCGCCAGCAUGAUCUCCCUGAGCGACACCCAGAAAAUUGGCAUGGGCCUGACCGGCUUUGGGGUGUUCUUCCUGUUUUUUGGAAUGCUUCUCUUCUUUGACAAGGCCCUUCUCGCUAUUGGAAAUGUACUGUUUGUGGCCGGUCUGUCUUUCGUCAUUGGGCUGGAGCGAACCUUCCGCUUUUUCUUCCAGAAACACAAAGUAAAAGCCACUGGCUUCUUCCUGGGGGGAGUUUUCGUGGUUCUCGUCGGCUGGCCUUUGAUAGGAAUGGUCCUUGAAAUCUAUGGAUUCUUCCUGCUGUUUAGGGGCUUCUUUCCGGUGGUUAUUGGUUUCAUUCGAAGAAUACCAGUGCUGGGGUCGCUGCUGAAUUUACCAGGAAUCCGCUCGCUGGUAGACAAAGCCGGUGAAAGCAACAACAUGGUAUAACGGACGCUGUAUGGUGAUCAAACUGUUACUGGAUGCGUGCAGAUAAUGGCACUGCCUCAGAUGGUGUAAACACAGUACGAUUUGCCUGUUACCUUCAUACCGAGGGCUGCUGUUCUGCAGUUUACUAGAUGACACGGAGGGGCAAUUACAGACAGACUUUCUAAAAUAUUCCAGACUUGUUUCCCCUCGGAAACCUCGCUGAGCCUCCAGAAUCCGUCAUAACUGUGGUAUCCGCUCUACGCACCGUUGUAAAGGAAAAAACACUUAUUUUAUUUAUAGAAACAAGGAUUCCAAGCGAUACACUCCGGCUAAUGAGACUCGAUGUGAUGCAUGAAAUUAUGAUGGACCGUAUCAUUUUUAAGGACAGAAAAUAAUUGGUUUAUAUAAGGAAAAUUAGCUUGUUACAGUGAGAAAAACCUUUUUGUAUAUAUAACGGGUAGUAAAAAAUAUUCAGCGUCCAGGUUGGAUCAGAA
This is a messenger RNA of Pelobates fuscus (common spadefoot toad), 1084 nucleotides long. It is a transcript of the gene GOLT1B, whose product is annotated as golgi transport 1B. The record is from RefSeq and is a predicted model, not a curated record. Gene Ontology annotation, cellular component: endoplasmic reticulum; membrane. Bases 195 to 611 code for a protein of 138 amino acids. NCBI's taxonomy places the organism in Eukaryota, Metazoa, Chordata, Amphibia, Anura, Pelobatidae. Gene Ontology annotation, biological process: endoplasmic reticulum to Golgi vesicle-mediated transport; retrograde transport, endosome to Golgi. The transcript has 5 exons.